CCCAUUUGGGACUCCUGGUGGCCUCUGCCACCCGAGCUGGCCCUUGGAGGUUCCGUGUUUAGGCCCUGGCACAGGGCAGCUGUGGCUGCCCCAGCCCUGGAAGCGUCCAAGGCCAGGUUCUUGGAGCGUCCUGGGAUGGUGGGACUGGAUGAUCCUUAACGUCCCUUCCAACCCAAACCCUUCUGUGAUAUUUAGUGACCUUAAAUAGUCUGACAUCUGUCCAGCACAAAGAUAUUUCCCGAUGGUGGGAGGUGAAGGAUCCUUUCCCCCUGCACUGGCCGGGGCUUGUGCUGCAGGUGACAGCAGCCAGGAGCAGAGCUGGCAUGGGCUGUCCCCUGGUUUGGUGGCAUUUGAGGAUUUUUCCAUCCUUUAUGUACCAGUGAGGCAGCAGGGUGCAGGAAUGGGGCUUGUGCUGUCCUUUGCAUCCAGGAACUGAGGAUUCCCUGAGAGAGAGAGAGAAACAGAGAGAGAGGGCGUGGGAGCAGUUUUUGUGAGUGAGCAGGGACAUGUGUGUGAACGGGGACGUGUGUGAACGGGGAUAUUUGUGUUAACAUGGACAUGUGUGUGAAUGGGGAUAUUUGUGUUGACAUGGACAUGUGUGUGAACGGGGAUAUUUGUGUUAACAUGGACAUGUGUGUGAACAGGGGUGUGUGUGAGCGUGGGCAUGUGUGAACAGGGAUAUUUUCGUGAAAAGGGAUACAUGUAUACACAGGGACAUGUGUGAGCAGGGACAGGCGUGUUAACAUGGAGCUGUGUCUUCAAAAGGACAUUUGUGUUAACAUGGACGUGUGUGCAAGCAGGGACGUGGGUGUGAGUGGGGACACGUGUGAACAGGGAUAUAUGUGUGAAUGGGGACAUGGGCGUGAACAUGGACACGUGUGUUCGAAGGGACAUUUGUGUGAACAGGGACAUGUUCCCGCUCCAUCUCUGGAUUCCCUCUGGCUGUGCUCCGUCCCUGGCCGUGUCCCCCCGCUGUCCCCAGCCCCGCCCGCUGUGGGUGCCUCACGCUGUCCCCUCUGUCCCCGCAGACUGCAGGUACACGUGUCACCAGGAGUGCCGCAGCCUCAUCCAGCUGGACUGUCGCCGGUGCCAGAGCCAGCUGUCCCCGGAGGGCACGCUGCUGCCAGCCUGCGGCCAGAAUGUGGCACAGACGGUAGAAGAAGAAAAACCCGAGCCUCCGACCGUCCAGGAGAUCAAGCAGAAGAUUGAAAAGUACAAUGCAAAGGUCACCAACUGCCUGUUGAUGAAACUGAACGACGAUGGCACCUACACUGGCUUCAUCAAGGUGCACCUGAAGCUGCGGCGGCCGGUGACGGUGCCGGCCGGGAUCCGGCCCCAGUCCAUCUACGAUGCCCUCAAGGACGUGAACCUGGCAGAGAUGACAGACAAGAGAACCUCCUUCUACCUGCCCCUGGAUGCCAUCAAGCAGCUGCACAUCAGCAGCACGACCACGGUGAGCGAGGUGAUCCAGGGGCUCCUGAAGAAGUUCAUGGUGGUGGAUAACCCCCAGAAGUUUGCACUGUUCAAGGAGAUGAGGAAAGAUGGGCAAGUGCUUUUCCAGAAGCUGCCUCUCACUGAGUACCCCCUGUACCUGCGGCUGCUGGCGGGCCCUGACACCGACGUGCUGAGCUUUGUGCUGAAGGAAAACGAAACGGGGGAAGUCGAGUGGGACGCGUUCUCCAUCCCAGAGCUGCAGAACUUCCUGAUGAUCCUGGACAAAGAAGAGAAGGAGAAAAUCCAGCAAGUGCACAGGAAGUAUGAGAGGUUCAAACAGAGACUGCAACAGACCCUGAAAGAAGCCAGAGGCAAACCUGGAUAACCUUCAGGAGGCACUGAGCAUCAGACUAAGCUAGAGACUGUUUUUAAAUGAAAAGACUUCUCAGGACACCUUAGUAGUCAUUCUCCCUCUUCAACCUCCCAUAAGGACUGGCUCCCAGCACCCCUAAAGCGACCCUAUUGCAUUUUCUGCUUCUGAAACCUCUUCUCCCAGGACCAGAGCCAGUCCAAGGACGGGAAGCCUGUUUUUAAAACACCUUCAACAAAGCAAACACAGCUGCUGGUUGGCUUUGCAGCCACCCGCUGCAGAGGCAGCGUGGAAAAUCCUCGGUGUGACACCCAACAGGACCCAUCUGCUGGCUGAAGUUUUGAGCAGCUCCUGCCGUUCCUGCUCCUCCCAGCGAGCUGCUUGUUCCUGUUUGGAGGUGCUGUGGCCCACAGUGCCCUCGUGGCCCAGUUCUGGUUUCGUAAGGAGGGCACGGGAAGCAGCUGGACGAGGGGAGGAGGUUGUUGCACCAAACCACGUGGGUGUUGCAGCUCUGAGCAAGCCCUGGGCUUGUUCAGGGCUCAGGCAGCCAGGGAAAUGCCAGGUUAUGACACCAAGGCAGCUGCAACACCCCAACAGUCUGUUAGUAAAUAUUGCUGCAACUUGGUGAUAGUAAUUCCCAGGAAAACCAUUCAUUUUGAUUCUAUUUGACUUCUGAUUUUGAAAAGAGCUGAAUUACAGUAACUGUCCCUGAUGCUUAGCUAAGUUAGCCAUUGUUUCACCAGUUCUCUAUUCUGUAGGAAUUGGGACUUUUGUUUCCAGAAAUUCUGUUUGAGAAGUGUAAAGGUGACGGUUGGGGCACAGGCUGAGGGUUCAGUGUUGAGGGUUUGCAAUACGUGUCCAUCAGAGGAACCCAGGAAAGCUCAAAACCCCUUCACAAAUCAGAUUUUGAGCUGAGAACGUGCCUGGCCCCGAGGGAGAGGAGCCCCAUCCAGGGCUGGGGUGUGGAGGUGGCACCAAGUAAGGGAAUUACAGUCCUUGGAUGCUUUCUGCUCACCUCCCCUGUGCUUCCAGCCCUGCUGUCCCUGUCACACCCUCCCUGUGCCCUGUUCUCCCUCCCCACUCUCAACUGGUGCUGUUCCCAGGAUUUGCUGUCUCUGGGGAGUCAGGAGAGGACAGCAAGUCCCUCUCUGCCUGUCUCAGGGCUCCCACCAGGCCGAGCAUCCCUCAGCAAAUCCUGGAGCUGCAGGCUCGGUCCCUGGUGCUGAGGAAUCGCUGCUGGGCUGGGAAAGCUCCAGGGGUCCCUGGGGAGAGGAUGGGCCCGUGUUUACCCUCAGUGCUUGGUCCCAGGCACGCUGCACACAGCCAGGGCCAGCCCUCCCUCUGUUCACACGCAGGGAAUGUCACAGCUGGGCUGGGAUGGAGCAGGGAGAGGGUUUGUGUGCUCAUGAACAGCCCUUGGAGCUCCCUGUGGCUGCUGUCACCCCACCUGCGCCCAGGGCGAGGGGAGCCAGCAGGUUUUUGGGAACGGGGAGGACUCUCAAAUUUACCUCAGUGCCUUUUUUUUCCCUUAAGUGUGAAAACUUUGCAUUUGGGCUAAGGAGGAAGCUGUGCAGAGCCCUCAUCCCUCCUGUCCCAUAGCAGGGGUGUGACCAGCCCCUUGUGUCCGGGCAGGGAUGAGGAACUGGUUUGUUUCUUGCUGGAAGGUGACUGCUUGGGAUGUUAUUUUUUUUUUCCAGAUUUUGAGUAUGUUUGUUUCUAAACCUUAUGAGAGGAACUGCAUCACUCGGAGCCCUCGGUUGGUGUGAAAGGCACUUUCUGCCAGGCUCAGCUGCAGCUCCCGUUCUGGCAGCAGUGAGGGUUUGCUCGCAGGGCUGUGGUGCGGAGGAGCCUCCAGCUGUACUGUACUCUACACCCAACGACCUUUAACAAGGGCUGGCAGCCUCAGAGCAGCACCGGCCACGCUCUGGGGCUCUCUGUCCGGCUACAAGCAGGCUUAGCACUUCACUAUUCACUUGUGGAGUCCUUUCAAUACCGUUUAUCUGGUGCUUUGAGCCUUGACAGCACCGUAUAAAUACUUCAGUUCCACCGUGGGGAAGAACGCUGUAAAAACCGCCAGUGGCUCUCAGAGGGAAGAGCCACACGCUUGGCUUGAAAUCCCUUUUCUUUCUGGCUAAAAGUUGUGCAGGUUUCCUUUUGUUUUUUUUUGUUUUUUUUUUAAUUUUUUGGUGAGUUUUGGUGUCCCCUCUCCCUUCCUGGCCCCAGCAUGUCUUGGACAGUUUGUAGAAGGCAUGGCUUCGUAUGCAAUCACUGUGGAUGCUGCUGAAAACCUCCUGCCACCAGCAGGGCUCGCUCGUUUGGUUUUGAUUUUCAAUUUGAGGGGCAUUUGGAGAGUUGGUGGGUGCUGAAACUCAGAUUCUCAUGGGUCAGUUGAGCUGUUUUUAGAAGUAUUUGCCCCGUCUUUAAUCCUGUUGGCAGUGCCUUUGGUUAGCAAUUGUCUUGCCUAGGUCGUGUGAGUUUAUUUUCCAUGGCUACUGUAAAACCUGUAAAAUAAUGUGUAUAGAAUGGAAUAGUAGAGCUUCUAUGGCAAAGUGAAAUGCAUUUUUGCAAUGCUGUAAUUUAUUUUUACUACUCCCUAGUGAUCCUAUGGCAUUUUUACAAAAUGUCUCACUCUCAGCUUUUUUUGAAGGUUCUGGAACUAUUUGUUCAUAUGCAGACAGUGUAAGAGACAAUGAUAA
Messenger RNA from Ficedula albicollis (Collared flycatcher), 4500 nucleotides. It is a transcript of the gene RASSF5, whose product is annotated as Ras association domain family member 5. The record is from RefSeq and is a predicted model, not a curated record. Lineage: Eukaryota; Metazoa; Chordata; Aves; Passeriformes; Muscicapidae. Gene Ontology annotation, cellular component: nucleus. The coding region runs from base 857 to 1819 and encodes 320 amino acids. The transcript has 5 exons. Gene Ontology annotation, biological process: signal transduction.